UAUUCAUCCAAAUGUGUUCAAGUGUGUACAAUAUGAAAACUUAUGCCUCUAUUUAUAGUGCUACAUAUAGGCAUACAAAAGGGUAACAAUAAACAUGUCACUCAAUAUAUGAGAUAAUGGAAGAACCAUUAAGAUGGUGGAAGAUAAUGGAAGAACCAUUAAAAUGGUGGAAGAUAAUGGAAGAGGCAUUAUAUUUGAGAUCAUGGAGGAAGUGAGAAUUUAUUUCUAGAGUGGUGGACAUCCACACUUAUUUUUCAUAACAAAUAUAUAUAUAUCUUGUCAUAUUUCCCAUACCUCACCCUAUUUUCUCAUUAAUCAAACAAUGGCGAGAUCAGCAGUGGAACUCGAUUUCUUCAGCAUGGAGAAAGAGUCUAAUGAUGCAAAACAUGAAAAUGGAAUAAGCUUUGGAGAUAUUCGAAGUGUGAUUUUGAAGACCGAUCCUGAAGUUCUGAAGACUGCAAUUUCAAGGGAAGAUUACUCUCAAUUGCCCCUUUUUAGUCCUACUUCGAGGCUUCAUUGUGGCUUGGAAAAUGGCACAGAAAAUGCACCUCUGACCAUUUUCUACGAUGGAACAGUUGCGGUUUACGAUGUUACCAGUGACGAGGCUGAAGGUAUUCUAAGGUUUGCAGAAAGGUAAAAAAUUAUGGAUGCGUUUUCUCCAAGAGAGCAAUUGUUUGUGGAAACAUUUAGUGGAGAUCUACCAUUGGCAAGGAGAAACUCCUUACUUAGAUUCUUGGAGAAGCGAAAAGAGAGGCUGACUGUGGUGUCACCUGAUGGUUUAUUCCAGCCCCCUAUCUUUGGCUCCUUAGGCUAUACUGCCUCUAAAAGCAAGAAUUAGCAGAAGAUAGGAGUAUCAUACAAUAUUGCUGAUGAUAUAGUAGAUGGAUCUUAGUGUAAAAUAUUAAUUUUGGGGAUUUGGUAGUACUACUCUUAUAUGUUACUAAGAUAUUUACUUUCCCAGUCAAAUGAUUUUUACUAUAUAUAAGAGAGAAUGAGGUGCUUUUGUAGUCCUCACAAUUUUUUUAUUCCUAUGGUGUUGUUACA
Molecule: messenger RNA, 1044 nt
Organism: Lycium barbarum (goji berry)
Lineage: Eukaryota; Viridiplantae; Streptophyta; Magnoliopsida; Solanales; Solanaceae
Product: protein TIFY 9-like
Exons: 6
Coding region: 323-637 (104 amino acids)
Source: RefSeq, a predicted model, not a curated record